CAGAGGUUCCGGGGCCGGGACCGUGUGCGCUUUGCUGGCAAAGGUCGGUGUUUUCCGUGCUUUCUACGACGAUAAAAGCUCCUGGUCUCUGGUUCCCAGAGGAGCGCUCAGGAGCUCUGCGCUGGCACCCAGCACCUGCGACUGGCGCUGCUCGGCUGGGGUGGACAGGGGACUGGUGAAAUGGGGCUUUAUUGCCCAACUCUAGAGCUGGACGGCAGCGCGGCCACGAGAUGCCUCCGCAGGAUUUGAAGCUGCUCGUUGAUGUCUUGCAGCUCUCCAUGUCUUCAGAGGACAGAGAAGCUCAGGAGGACGAGCUGCUGGCUUUGGCCAGCAUUUACGAUGAGGACGUGUUCAAGAGAUCCGAGUCUGCCCAGGGGGGAGAAACAAGGAUUUUUCUGGAGCUGCCCCAAGACUUCAUCGUUUCUGUGAAUGGCAAUUCCGCAGAGACCCUCCAGAGCCCCCGCAGCGAAUACACCGUCAGCUUUCUGCCUCCCCUUGUGCUGAAUUUUGAGCUCCCACCUGACUACCCGUCGACCUCCCCACCCGUGUUCACGCUCCGUGGAAAAUGGCUCUCCCAAGCCCAGCUCAGCACUCUUUGCAGGCACUUGGACAACAUAUGGGAAGAGAACCGAGGCUCCGUGGUCUUGUUUGCCUGGAUGCAGUUUCUGAAGGAAGAAACGCUGAGUUAUCUGCAGAUUUCCUCCCCGUAUGAGCUCAAGAUGUGCCAUGGAGGGAGCGGGCAGAGUGGGCCGCCGCCGGUCCCUCCCGACGCUGAGCAGCGCGGGGAUGCAGCGUGCGCAGCCGCGGCUGGGGCAGAAAUCCUCGAUGCCAGAGCCGUGCAGGACGUGGAGUCGCUGUCCAGUCUGAUCAGGGAAAUCCUGGACUCGGAUCAGGCUCAGAGGAGGAAAUGCUUUGACAGCAAGAUGUUCUUGUGCAAUAUCUGCUUCUGCGAGAAGCUGGGCAGCGAGUGUAUGUACUUCAUGGAGUGCAGCCACGUGUACUGCAGAGCGUGCCUGAAGGACUACUUCGAAAUCCAGAUCAGGGACGGGCAGGUCCAGUGUCUCAACUGCCCCGACUCGGAGUGUUCGUCGGUUGCCACUCCCGGCCAGGUGAAGGAGCUGGUUGGAGAGCAGCUGUUUGCGCGGUACGACCGCCUGCUGCUGCAGUCCACCCUGGACACGAUGGCAGACGUGGUGUAUUGCCCCCGCCGCGGCUGCCAGACCCCGGUCAUGAAGGAUCCCGAGAGCAUCAUUGGCAUCUGUUCCUGCUGCAACUACGCCUUCUGUACGUUCUGUCGAAUGACGUACCACGGGGUCUCUCCGUGUCGACUCACGGCAGAGAAAUUAUUAUCUUUGCGAAAAGACUAUUUAGAAGGAGACCGAGAAACUAAAAGAUUCUUGGAACAACGUUAUGGGAAACGAGUGAUUCAGAAAAUCCUGGAGGAGAUGGACAGUAAAGAAUGGCUGGAAAGCAACUCCAAGCCCUGUCCUGGCUGUUCUGCCCCCAUAGAGAAAAUGGAUGGUUGUAACAAGAUGACGUGUACAAGCUGCAUGCUGCAUUUCUGCUGGAUUUGUAUGGGUCGUCUGCCAAACAAAGAUCCCUACGCACACUACAAUGACCCAGCUUCCCCCUGCUUCAACGGGUUGUUUCACAUGAUGCUUGUUGAUGGUGAGCCCUUGGAACCUGGAGAUUGAAACCCAGUGGCCUUCUUGAGCAGGAAAAGCCGAACAAACGCGAGACAGAUGCUUUCCAUUUUGGUCACGUUUGUUCUCUUUUCUCUCCGGUACGUGGCACAGGAACGGUAACUGCCGUGCGCUGCAGCAUCCGCGCGCUUCAGAGGCUGUUGCCAAAACCAAAGCAGCCGUUUUACCCGUCCUGCGGUCAGGAUCACCGUGGGAGCCCCUGCCAGUCAUAUCGAGUGUUAAAGACAAAUACAGCCAGUCAGAAGUGGAAAAGUACAGAAAAAAUGUAUGAUGAGGAAGUGCCCCUUUUUCAAAAGCAAACGAGCAAAACCAAAUCCCAAGUCACUGAAAUGCUGGGGAGUUUCCUUCAAGGAGACAGACCUUUCGAGUAUCCUGCACCUUUUGCUUCUCUGGCCUUUCCUGAGCUGUUCUCUGAAAAGCAGCUCGUUGCUCUGUCGCUGAUGCUUCCCAACGGUGGGGAAGCUGAUCCUCCCCGCCCCUGCCCGCUGGCUGUGCCGCCGGGCUCUGUGUGUCGCCCAGAGCUUUGGCAGGAGCGCCCAAACACGUUCCAGACAUUGGAGCAGUUUGACUUAUCUCUGUGUUGCUCUUGUAUUAACUUACGGUGCUGCUCCUUAUCCCGCCAGCGGUGAGCGCCGAGGGGAUGCGCCGCAUAUGUGGCCAGGCAGAGGAUGGAAGUAUCUGUCAGAUUCUUCAUCAGAAAUUUGAGUCAAUCGUUUUCCUUCUUGAGUGGAUCCCUUAUUUCCACUGUUCUUGCACUUCAAAUUAUUUCAGAAACCAAAUUGUUUCCCCUAAGAUCUCUGUUUUUUCAGCAUAAAAGUAAUUCCUGGAGGGAAGCACUAUUUUUAAAAAGUGUUUGCACUUGCAGAAUGGUCUAAAAAAUUGUUUUGAAAAUAACAGCUGUGUGUGCUGUGUUCAAAACAACUCGCAGGGUCCAGACGGAUAGCUGGGAACUGGAAAUCUUCAGCCGCUCCAGGUGAACACCUCUCGCUCAGUGUUGACUGCUUGUAAAUACAUUUAUACUCAGAUAUGUGGGCAAAAUGAGUGCUGAUUUAGCUCCUCUCACGGAGGAUGAAAGUCUGUACUGUUGGGAUUGGCUGUGAUUAAAAAGAUGAGAGGUGUGGGACAGUGUGUAGGGAAAGGUUCCGUUGCGUGUGGUUUGAAUUGUAUUUCCUGCACCUUUCACAUGCACUAAAUUCACUUUAAGGCGGUCA
Columba livia (rock pigeon) is the source of this 2914-nucleotide messenger RNA. RefSeq names its product ring finger protein 14 (gene RNF14). Lineage: Eukaryota; Metazoa; Chordata; Aves; Columbiformes; Columbidae. Gene Ontology annotation, cellular component: ubiquitin ligase complex; cytoplasm. The record is from RefSeq and is a predicted model, not a curated record. Gene Ontology annotation, biological process: ubiquitin-dependent protein catabolic process; protein polyubiquitination; positive regulation of proteasomal ubiquitin-dependent protein catabolic process. Gene Ontology annotation, molecular function: ubiquitin conjugating enzyme binding; ubiquitin protein ligase activity; zinc ion binding. The transcript is spliced from 8 exons. The coding region runs from base 231 to 1694 and encodes 487 amino acids.